Molecule: messenger RNA, 1910 nt
Organism: Frieseomelitta varia
Lineage: Eukaryota; Metazoa; Arthropoda; Insecta; Hymenoptera; Apidae
Exons: 7
Coding region: 415-1065 (216 amino acids)
Source: RefSeq, a predicted model, not a curated record
GUUCGAUCUACGACUUUGUUUAGAAAUCCAAUAAAAAAUUUAUUCAUUAGGAAACUUAUAUUAUUAUAUUAACACGUAUAAAUUUCAUAGAUACACGUGUUCGACAGUAAGAUAAUAACAAUUUUUUUUACAGUUAUCGCUAUAUCACACAUAGAUUAUAAAAUACAGCGAUGUAACACCUCGUCUACAUUGCGACUUUAAUUAUUAUCGAUUAGAAGUAUUAUCGAUAUGCUGUACGACGAUUCAACUGUAGAUUUGUGAAGAAGCAAGCAUAUAAGUGUGUUUACAUUUUUUUACGAACAAUCAGUCUAGUGUCGUUUGACGUAGGAACGAAAACCGUGGUCAUUUCGGCUCGGUUCGAGCAUUUAGUAUUCGUGGUUCAGUGUAUCAAGACGUUAACAAUUCAACCAGAAUAUGUUGUGCUGUAUCGGACUAGCGUUAGCCACAAGGAUCAUCAGUACCUAUACUAUGUCAUUGUCCAUACUUACGAUAAACUUGUUGAUGAGCAACUAUUUCUCAAGGGAAACAGACGAAGAAUUUUUCAAUUCUAUUAGAAAUUGGAGCAUAGUUGGUUUAAAUUGGUUGCAAAUUUUAAAAAACUUUCAAGUGAAAAAUAAAGCGCAAACAACCGUGGUGUUCUUCCUCAUGUACACGAUGUCAUUUCUAUCGGCCAGUGCGUAUCUCGCCUUUGGAUCAAUUUCCAGGAAACCUAAGUGCGCCGUGCCUUGGAUGUAUUUGCAAAUAAUUAGCAUAAUAGAUCAGUCUGUGGCGCUGUCUAUUCAUCUGACGCACGAACCACAAUACGAUGUUUACGAUAAAUCAAUAUGGUACAUUCCACUGUCCAGUAUCUAUCUACUGUUUUCUGCAUACAUGUGGAUGGUCGUGUAUACUGCUCGGAAAGAAUGGAUCGAGAAGCAGCAGAAUCGUACAGAGUUACCAACAACGAUAGCCACAUCGAUGACGCAAUCGAACAAUAGCGACGAACCAAAAUCGCCAUCGUUUCUGUCGCAGAAUUUCUCGAUGUUCGAUUCGCCAAGACAUCUUCAAUUUUAUCCAAACAGCUAAUGCAAUUUCGAGACUCUUUGGAUUUUAUUUCUGUGCUGCACAUUACUACCUUGUUGUUUGCGACAAGAAGAUAAAUAUCCAGGCAUGCGAAGAGAGAGAUGAAUCAAGCUCAAAGACGUCGUCAAUCCAAAUGAUUAUCGAUAACGAAAUAUAUCCUCAACGUAUAAAUUGACGCCAGAGGAAACUUUCGUAAGCUCUCCGUUGAACGAUACGGCUGCGAAACAUGAAAGACAGACACAUUGGAGUACGCGACGUGGUUGGUUGGUGGUGCUUUUAAAAAGAACUGAGCGAACCAAUUUGUAGGCUGUCGCAAACUUUUAAAACACUAGUUGACAGCCAGUCCGCCCCCUCGCAACUUGUACACCCUCCUCGACACUCGUCCAACCAUCCAGAAGGAUUCCAACUACCGCUCGACGUCUCUCUCUCUCUCUCUCUCUCUCUCUCUCUCUCUCUCUCUCUCUCUCUCUCUCUCGUCUUUCGACUGGAGUAGCUACCAGUAGACUGCGAAACUCACCCCUCCGUGUCGUGGAAGCCGAUGGAUUGUAAAAUAAAACUAACUUGGCUCUUUCGUGGAUCGAGAACGGAGUACCAGCGAAACCUUAUUCCCUCGGGUCUCUUUUAUUUUCGCGUACCUACCUCUUUUUUUUUACUAACCGGGGUUACAAUCACGGGAAAGACUUGGACGAAAAACAGAUAUUACGAAAGGACUGUGCUCAUUUGGAAGAGUAACAAAAUCUUGAUCUGAGUUUAACUCGAUCGAAGAUUACAUCUGCAGUUGUUGCUUCUUUAAAAUAUUGUAAACUUUUCUAACAAAUUAAUAUAUCAUCGAAUGCCUUGAAUGAAUA